AUGCCGGGAUUAUUCUCAUCUUGGAAACCACGUUUUCGAACACGUAAAACAUCAGAUUCAGAACGUUCUUCAAAUUCUUCAUCAAUUCCACCAUUUUUACAUUCUCUUUCAUCAACAUCAUCUACUUCACCGUUAUCUAAACGUUUAAACAAACGUAUGGUACAUUUUCAUGAAAAUGGAUUGAUAAGUAAUCGAGACGGAGGAGCAGUUAAUUGGAAAUAUAUUGAUGAUAAGAAGGCACCAUUAGCAAGCGGUGAAUUAGAUGAAACGAAGGAUGAAGGGCAAAAAAAUGAUAAACAACUUUUGAAUAUAUCAUUGUCACAACAACAACCGCAACAACAACAACAGCAACAACAACCGCAACAACAACAGCAACAACAACAACAACCGCAACAACAACAGCAACAACAACAACAACCGCAACAACAACAACAGCAGCAGCAGCAACAACAACAGCAACAGCAGCAACAACAACAGCAACAGCAGCAACAACAACAACAACAGCAACAGCAACAGCAACAGCAACAACAACAACAACAACAACAACAACAGCAACAACAAGUGAAUGAUGAUUUGAUUGAAACGAAAAGUGAUGAUGAGAUUCAUUCGAAUGGUAGCCAAUCAAUUAUAAACCGAUCAUUUGGUGUGGUAUACCUUGAAUUAAACGAUGAAGUUAAGCGUGCCCUUUUACCACCAACUGUUCAUAGCAUUGAUACUAUUCGAGCAUUAUUUUUGCGAUCAUUUCCACAACUAACACCACAAUAUCUUAGCUUAUCAUAUGUAAAAAUUUACAUUCAAGAACCCUCAAAAGGACAACUUUUCUACGAACUUGAUGAUCUCAGAGAUAUCAAAGAUCAAGCAGUAUUAAAAUUACGUGAACAAUCAAAUGGAUAUCAAACGAAGCAAUCAAAUCGUUUUUUAAAUAGUCAUUCAUCAUUGGAUUAUUUGAGUGAAUCGGAAAUUGAUCUGAUGGAUUAUCGAAAUCGUACAUCAACGGUACGUCGUUAUCGACCAGCAAGUGCUUUAGAUAGUCGAAUGUUAUCUGUUACGGGUACUUCAAUCAGAUCUCCAAUAUCAUCACGUUUUGAUCAUUAUCGUGAUCCAUAUGCCAGUGAUACAAGUAGUCAGGAACGUUCUGGAUCAGUUACACCAAUAAUUGAUAAAGAAGCAAGAAUUCGUAUGGAAACGAUGGAACGUCAAUUAGCAGGUUUAUCCUCUUUGGUACAUUCCGCAUUGAUAAGUAAAGGAAUGAGCGAAACGAGUCAACGAGAUAUGGAAGAAUUACGAAAGCAAAUUUUAGCACUUCAUCCAGAUGUAGCAUCAAUUGCAUCAGAAAGCAGUAUACAAAGUACCGAUCCAUCAUUUAUGGAUUCGUUAUUUUUGAGCGGUGAAACACAGCAGCAAAUUUUAAAAUUUAAACGACAUAUAAAUGAAAUGAAAAAUCAAUUGAAGCAAAUUCGACGUACAGUACAGAUGAAUACGCAAGCAUCACGUGAUAUUUUACGUGAUGCAUUUGAUCGAGUUCAUCAGUACGUUGCAGAUUAUUUCGGUACCACGCCAUCACAUCAUUCAACAUCAAAUGUCAAUGAUACACUUAAAUCGGAACAUAUUACUCAAAUUGCUAAUCUUCAAAAAUCAUUACAAAUAUUUGAAGAAAAUGUUGAAGAAGUCAGACAUUUAGUAUUAAAUACAAAUCGGAAAUUACGUAUGAGUGAAGUGGAAGCAUUUACUGAAACACUUACAAGAAUUGGUCGUACUGCGGCAAAAUUGAAAACACAAUUUCCAACAAUACAGUAUGAAUUACAAAAGGAAAUUAAAACAAAUAUGGAACGAAUUGUUUGUGAGGAGAAAUUUAUCAAAGAAGAAACAGCACAAAUUGAUCAAUGCUUACGACGUUGUAAAACAUUAGCAAAUAUGAUGGUAACAAUGAAAAAAUUAGCAAUGGUGCAAGAUCCAAGUUUGAAUGUAUUAAAAUUGGAAAAGAAUAACAACAACAACAACAACAACAAUCGAACAUUAUUUACACUUAAAGAAAAUGAAUUUACAACCGGCCCAAUGAAAUUUAUGCAAAAAAGUGAUCGAUUAAAUGGUAGUCGUAUAAAAAAUGACAAUCAACAACAAAUAUAUGAUGGAAAAAUGAAUGAAAAAUUAUCACCACCAUCAAUACCACCACCACCUAUUUAUUAUGAAGAUGCAAAUGUUUUGGAUACAAUCUUAGAUGAGCUUACAAAUACGGUACAACGUGAUAUGCGUUCGAAAUCAAAAUCACCAAAUUCAGCAUUAUCAUUUCCCAUUGUACGAAAUGGUCCACCAAAACCGCCGGAACGUCAUUCAACAACUGAUAUUCGAAAUCGUUUUACACCAUUUGAAAUCCAAGAAGUGCAACGUCGAGCAAUUGAAAGUGUUUCACCAAUUCCAGGCUAG
Cercopithifilaria johnstoni is the source of this 2424-nucleotide messenger RNA. The record is from the annotation of a GenBank genome assembly. NCBI's taxonomy places the organism in Eukaryota, Metazoa, Nematoda, Chromadorea, Rhabditida, Onchocercidae.